Armigeres subalbatus is the source of this 2078-nucleotide messenger RNA. RefSeq names its product lamin-B receptor-like. The record is from RefSeq and is a predicted model, not a curated record. Gene Ontology annotation, biological process: cholesterol biosynthetic process. The transcript has 2 exons. Lineage: Eukaryota; Metazoa; Arthropoda; Insecta; Diptera; Culicidae. Gene Ontology annotation, cellular component: endoplasmic reticulum membrane; nuclear inner membrane. Gene Ontology annotation, molecular function: Delta14-sterol reductase activity.
UACUGUGAAUGGCGUCUCUUUGAGCGCUUGUUUCCGUGCUCGGUGUCGUUAAGUUGAAAUUAAUAGCUGAUUUUUUGUGAAAAUCGUGACAAAAGUAUUAUCAUCUGAUUCGGAACUAGACGGUGCAUCGAUUUGCAAAAACUGGUAGAAUGGAAAGUUGUCGAGCAACGAGGGGUGGCGCAUCAGCAACCGGCAGUGCAAGUUCCGGAGUGGUGCCCGGUCCAGCAGAAACAGCCAAACGGGGGCGAAAGUCAACCGCACGUAAUCGAACCCCGUCUCCACCACCUGCCAGGAAAGCAUCCCCCACUCGAAAGGCAUCACCUUCCAGGGCGGCAAAGCGGACGUCCCCUGCGAGAAAGUCAUCGCCGGCGAAAAAAGCAUCACCUGCGCGAAAGGCUUCUCCAGCGCGGAAAGCCUCGCCAGCUCGAAAAGCAUCUCCUUCAAAAGUGGCUUCUCCCUCCAGGAAGGUUGGCCGUCCUUCGAAUGCUACUAAGCAAGACGAGAUUCGACGAGCCGUAAAAGAUACGGUCACCAGUAAGGUAUCGCCAGAUGAGCCCCGACGAUCUGUGCGAAUUCGGAUUUCCGAGCAGAGUGAGAAGAGCCCCGUACUGAAAAAGUCCUUGCGAGAUAAGCAGUUAUCGAUUAUUUUAGACGACGAAGAUGACUUCAAGAAAGACUCACCGGCGAAGAGCACCACGCCGAACACGAGCCAAAGAUCAAUCGUGACAACAACAGGUCGGAGCCGCAUCAGUGGGUCACGAUCUGUUAGUGUGGCCAAUGAAUCGCAGGAGUUCUCUGACCAAGAGGAGAACGAAUUUCAGAGUUUCCACAAAGAUGGUAAUGGAUUGAAUCAAGAUAAAUCUUAUGCCAGGACAAGUACUUCAAAACAGUUGCAUGACCUCCGCGAGUUCGGUGGAACUUGGGGUGUUUUGGCGGUCCUUUUACUGGUUCCAGCUUUCAUCUUCUUAACGAAUCACUUCUGCUCCGGGGUAGCUCAUCGGGACUGUACAUUCAGAAUACCUUCUAACCUGGACGAAUUUAAGGCAGUUUCUACGUACUUUAAUCGUGAAAUUGGAGUCAUAUUUCUCCUCUUCACCUGGGGAAUAGCUAUGGUUACUGCACUGCCCGUCGGCAAGGCUGUCAAAAUAGUCGAUGAAGUACGCGGUCAGCAAAGUUACAUUUUCACCGGAUUAUCCUGCGCCGUAUUUAUAGGACUGGCCGUCUUCGUCGCUGAAUACUGCUAUAAGUACCCUUUGAUCUCAACCGUUAGCAAGGGCUACAAUCAGCUGUUGAUGAUUAGUUUGGCAUACGCCUUCGUAACUGCUGCACUGGCUUUCGUCAAAUCUCGUUACGUACCACAAGUAAAUUGGAAUCCAUACGCUAAGUCCGGACGGGUUCUGUCGGACUUCUUCAUCGGACGUGAAAUCAAUCCUCUCACCUUUAACACGUUGAAUCUCAAAUUGAUCCACUAUCACAUCUCAGUUAUUCUCGCGCUGCUCUUCAAUUCAAUCAUUUUGUACCGCAAUGUCCACUUCCCGGUUUUCCUUGCCGAACAACAGGAACUUCCCCUUAUGGAAAAGCUAGUUUUCACCGUGAAAAACCUCGAAUAUGAACCAACCCCAGUUUUGGCCGCUAGCCUUACCAUCCUAUAUCUUCUGGACCUGCUCACCUAUGAACAUCAUCUGACGCAUUCGUUCGACCUGCAGAGCGAAGGAUUUGGCGCCCUGUUGCUACUGCGGUAUGCCGUGUUCCCGUUCACUUUGACCCUGUUGCCCAAGUACGUGGCCACCCACAAGUUGACAGACGUCCCGGCUUGGGCGUGCCGCCGGUUGCUCGUGGCUAAACUGUGGAGUCGCGUCCGCUAGCCAAACUACGCCGGUGACAUCCUGCAGAACGUAGCCCUGCUCCCGCUGCUCUACUGGCGCUUUGCCUGGCCUCCGCUGUUGGCGGUUUUGUUCACCGUCGCCUUGCUGGUUCAUCGUGCUGUCCGCGUCAUCGAUCGCAACGCUAAAAAGUACAAUUCCGCAUGGCAGCGGUACUGCUCGAAGGUGCGAUAUAUGUUGGUGCUUAACCCUUAA